ACUAAGAAGGACGUGGGAAAUUUUGUCUCUUUACGGCAGGACACCUGCUAAAUUUGGAUGUGAAAUUUGCAGAAAUUUGAAUUGGCCUGCUUGUCUUGGUUUCGUCCUGAUCUUAUCAUUGCGCUACCCUCACCCUUCAAUUAGAGUAAACAAUCUCGUCGUCCGGACACAUAUUACGAGGCCGUACAGCGUUCCCAUUCUACGAUUCGGAUGAUAAAAAGAGGAUAAGUGUUCCUCGCAGCAUCUUAAUGCCAUCCCAGUCAACGCCCCAAAUAGCGAUAGAGACGCUUUUGCGUAUGAAUAUCGGAGACGGCCAGUCGUCUCUGCCAGGCCGCCCUGCUUGCUCACGUAAACGUACAAUUUCUGCGGUAUCUCGUCUUUCGGCUCGCGCUUCAAAGGUCUCUGUGCAGCCUAAAGUCGAGCCGUCGGUGGCCGCCACAGCGCAAACAGGGCCCCACGAUGCAUACGGUGCCUUUGCACCUACACCAUCCGCCUCAUCGUCUCUUCACCAGUUCGCCACCACAUCCAAAACAACUGGUAUCCUUCGUCGGCGUGUUCGACCACCCCUUAUGUGGCGAGACACAUGGAGCGAACCAUCGUCCCCCACUUCCCCCACCUCCUCACAGGACAGCGCUUCUGCCAUUCAUACUCCAUUGGAAACUACUCCGGACUCACCCCGGGCACAUGUUAGACUUCACUCGGAACUAAACCCUAUCCUUGCUUCGCUUGAGAGGAAGUCAAAACUCUGCACCAACAGAGUGCGAUGUGCUACCUGCGGGAAGCCGGGAUCUGACUACCCCCGCUGUGGGAAAUGCGGAGAAAUGUGGUGUUCCAGGGACUGUAGGUUGCAAGGCAGGAAAAGGCAUGUAUGUUCCCGGACUACCUCAUUUUGAAUAUACAGAUUACUGGAUCGUACAUCUUUCUACACGACCUUUCGCGCACACACC
This is a messenger RNA of Desarmillaria tabescens, 947 nucleotides long. RefSeq lists its product as uncharacterized. The transcript is spliced from 4 exons. Bases 249 to 893 code for a protein of 214 amino acids. Lineage: Eukaryota; Fungi; Basidiomycota; Agaricomycetes; Agaricales; Physalacriaceae. The record is from RefSeq and is a predicted model, not a curated record.